This is a messenger RNA of Colias croceus (clouded yellow), 1972 nucleotides long. RefSeq lists its product as uncharacterized. The coding region runs from base 62 to 1639 and encodes 525 amino acids. The record is from RefSeq and is a predicted model, not a curated record. Lineage: Eukaryota; Metazoa; Arthropoda; Insecta; Lepidoptera; Pieridae. The transcript has a single exon.
CCAGAGUAGAAACUAUGGCACCGGUAAUUUGAGCGGCGCCGCAAAACGUAGAUUUAAACGAAUGUGCAAAGCAAACAUUCCCCCGGAGAAAGCAAUACAUUUGUGUCGGAAAACUUUGAAAGAUUUGAAGGAAGAAGUGCAGAAAAUUGAUCAGGGGAUUACUGAAGAUGACUCGGUUACAAAUGAUACGCAAAAACAAGGCCUAUUAGAUGAGCCUUUGCAGGAUAAAGGGCUAAACUGUGGCCCUAAAGACAAUCCACAAAUUUAUGGGUCGCGAAAUCGUGAACGGCAAUAUGGGCUGCAAAAUGGCCCAUAUAGUGCUUGGGAAAGUCGUGGGCUUAAAGAAUAUGGCCCGCAACUUUCGAUAAACCUCUUGGCAAAUGUACAAAAUACGUGUACAACUUCCCGUACUCCAGAUAAUAAUGUUGAAACAUCCAAUGCUCAACCAAAAGAAGCUAAACGUCCCAUACAAGUGGGUAUUUACAACUACAGAAUGAUGAACGAAGACCAAAGGAAUUCAGUGCAUCGUGCGUUAAAUCAAGCCAUUCUCAAAAUCGGUGCAAAGGGAAUUGGACCGAGAUUUCUAAGCCUCGAUCAUAAACCGGGCUGGGUACAAAUAGUUUGCGAAGACGAACAUAGCAGGGAUUGGCUUUUCGAUGAAGUGCCUAAACUAAUACCUUGGCCGGACGCGGUUCUUCACGUUCGUGAGGAAAAAGUCCUUGAAGAAAGUGUGGUGGUGUAUAUACCACAAUAUGAAGCCCAGUCUAUAGACGAAGCUAUAAAUCUAUUAGCCGUUCAAAACGAAGGUCUUAAUACAGAAUCCUGGAAAGUUAUUAAAGCAAGGACUAUAGGAAACGGUCUAGCAGUCGCAUUCAUUAUUGACACGAAAUCCCUUGAAACGUUAAAGAAAAACGGUCUUAAAGCUGUUCUCGGGUUUAAGACGAUUCAGUUCAAAAUAAAUUAUGACGUCGAUCCGAACUCGAUUUCGUUGGAAAGUUUAUUUGAUGGUGUGACUGAUGCUUUAGGCAUUAACAUUGGGCCUAAUCGUUCAUUAGAACCAGACAUGUCAACAAACACGUAUAAAGGAAGACCUGUAUUACAGGACCAAAUUGAAUCUUUUACACCCCUAGAUCGUGAUGAUAGAGCCUACUUUCCAAAUUCUGACGCACUACAACAUGAAACUAGACCUUAUUACCAAGAUUCUUUACCACGUAACGGUCAUUCUAAACCUUAUAUCGGAGGUUAUCCACCCCCAGACUAUGAUGAAACAUAUUCUGAAGAUUACUAUGAACCUCCAAAUUACUCCGAAAGUUAUUCCCGAUAUAAUGAAAGCCCACAGAAUUAUAAUGACUAUUAUAAGGAUUAUUAUGAAGAUAGCGAUCGGAAUAAUUUUUCUAGAGGUUUUUCUGAACCAGAAUGGGAUCAUAUACAAGAAGAUAGCCCAGUACACAAUGAAUUAAGGGGAAGUUUCUCCCCUCGUAGAAAUUAUCGUCAACCCUUUAUAAAAAAUCCUAAAAGAGAAAGUUUUAGAGGUAGAAAUGUUCGUCCCAGUAAUAGUUAUGAUCGUUCAGGAACUUUACGACGGGGCAAGCGUAAACGAACCGGGCUGCCUGGCCGGGGAUCGUUCAGAAAUAAAUGAAAAUGAGUUUUAGGAACGUUUUUAAGCUAUUGCAUAGCUUUUAUCUCAGACUUUGAGCGCGGCGACCGAAUGUAAAAAUUCCGUAACGAAAAACCUAACACCCCCCACUCCUACCGGCACAGCGAUGCGAUGCUAUGCAAUAUAGAGCAGGCUCCAAGGAGAUGUUCGUUUGCAAAAAUAGCGGACCUAAAUCUGACUUCUGAUAUAUAUUGUAUAGGUCCCAGACAUCCAUCUUUGAAUGCUCCCCCCACUCCCCCAUGCAACUAUUUCACUGUACGAACUAUUGAAUCGUAAACAAUGGACUAUUGUUAAUUAUUUAAAAUAAUAAUUUAA